AUGGUCAAGCUGUUUUCGAGAAAGAUCGACCAGGUGGUGGAGGGAGCAGGUGUGGGAGGGGGUGCCGGCCACGAGGGAGGAGGCGAGAAGACGGGACGCGUCGUGAUUGAGUACAACGUCGAGGAGGAGGAGGAGAUCGAGGAGGAUACAUCGAGGCAGGCUCAGCACGGGGCGAGCGGCCCGGGCGGCGAUGCGAACCAGGACGAGGACUCGAGCUUGGGAUCGAGCUCCGGCUCAAGCUCGAGCGAUGAGUCGGUCGAGGACGACGGCGAGGGCGCCGGACAUAGAACGGAGCGUACGGGGGAGCACGGAGUGGCGCUCGGGGAGCGGGUGGACGAGCGAGUAGAGCUUAUCGAGCAGCAGGCGACAGGGGAAACUAAGGCUGUCGAGGAGCAGGAGGACGCCGUCGAGAAGCAACUCAAGCAGGUCGAGGAGCGGCUGGUUGCUGCGGUGCUAAAGGGUUUCGAGAAAGCCAUCAUGGAGGACAUGUUCUGCUCCACCCUCCCACCCGAGACCAUGAAGGAGCUGAAGGACAUUGUGAGGGAAGGCUACCAUGAAGCCGAAGCAGGGAGGUUGGAAGUCCUCACCGAAGCGAUGGCGAGAGGUUUUCAGCACUCGGCGGGCCCGUCGACGAGGUCGCGUCAGGAGGGUGUGGGAGGGGUUCGCAGCGGGGCUGAGCCUCGAGGUCACGAGCGGUCGGUUCCUCCGUCUUCUUCGCUGGGAGGACAUGUCGGCAGCCCGGUUGGAUCCCCACCGGCGCGUGGCCGUCAUCUCGUCGCCAAGCCCGUCGAGGAAGUCAUCGUACUCGACCAGUCGGCCCUCCCGAAGACCUCAAUAGCGCCUCCGAUCGAUCCACCUGAUGUGUUUUCUUCGAUGCGGGACAUGCUGCAAGGCCUGGGGAAAACGGGUGGGAAAGGAGUGGUCGCGGGGGAGAAAAGUGGUGCCCCGAACGAGCACGUCGCCUCGACCGAGAACAGAGCCCUAGGAAUGAGAGGUGCCUCUACCCCGUCAGGCGGCGGUGCGGGGAAAGGAGCGGGAGAAGCAAGCGCUGGGUUGCUGUCGAAGACUAAAGCGGCAUCAGCUGCGCACGGCGGUGGUGCUGGCCUUGCUGUCGGGCUUGUGGGAAAUUGGGCGUCUUCCUCAACCCCUCCAGUUGCUCCUGUCGCCGCUGCUUCGUCCCUAGGCAACGUUUGCCUUAGCGAUCCGGGCUCCCCUUCAACGUCGAAGAAGAAGCCGGCUGCGAUGAAGUCGUCGAAGCGCGCUGCACACGUGACAGAGAGCCUUCACGUGGUGGAGCUGGCCAGCGUCCCUGGUCAGGCGCCUGUCGAGAAGACCUCUAUUGUCGUCGCGACGCUUGGCCUGAAGCACGGGAAUCUGAUUUACCCGGUCCCGAAGGGCAUGGCGGCGACACCGCACAUGAUGGCCAUCGCAGCAACUGUGGCGAGCUUGUGGGCGGCCUGCAGGAAGUUGUCGAGGGAGGAUAUUAAGAAGGAUGCCCUAGCUGCCGCAAACGCGGCGAUCUACGCCCCGGAGACAGCAAAGAAGGCUUGUGUGGUUGCCAUGUCCGCACUCGUGUCCAUACUUUUGCACGUCGGCAAGACGUUCCCGGCGAAGCAGUGGCCGGAUCACCUGUAUUCGUCGGCUGUCGAAGGUCUCGGCUCGACGGACGCCAUACUGCUGCAGAUGCUGCGCGUGGCAGCACAGGUCUGUACGCAAUGGUGCUGCUGUCGAGCUGCUGCCCGCUUGCUGGAGGACGUGGGCUAUGGCCGCCUGGCUAUGCCAGAAGAAAAGAGCAAGGCGAAGCAGGGCGACGAGGAUGCAGCUGAGACGGAAACGGGCGGGCAAGGGGAGUAG
Messenger RNA from Closterium sp. NIES-65, 1854 nucleotides. The record is from the annotation of a GenBank genome assembly. NCBI's taxonomy places the organism in Eukaryota, Viridiplantae, Streptophyta, Zygnematophyceae, Desmidiales, Closteriaceae.